UAAUUCUCAAGUUUCAUUUUCUCACUUCGAAACACGCGUGAGCCACGAGGUCUGGUGAAUCAGUUUUGUUUGAGUUGCAUUGAACUUCGCGCAUGCGCUUGUGAGGAUCACAAACGCAAUGGCGACCUUGGGACAUUUCGUCAAAGAGUCUGUUUGCUGUUGUGAUGUUCUCUUAUCCUUGAAUUCGUGCGCUGGUCAAAUGACAUCUGAAAAUCUACCUCAAUUAUCGCUCAAACAUUCCGUCUCUUCUAGAAGAAUGUAAGCACCCCUUCUGAAGAGAAUUAAUUCUUUCUUUGAGAGACUUCAUACUUAGCAAGUGUUCCAAUGGCUCUAUCAGCUGAUGCCAAAACAAUUCUCUUUAUUGUCAUCGGAGCAAUCAUGGCUCUAAUGGGAGCUGUUUCCUACGGAAUGUUUCCUCGUAUUUUACAGUGGCAGGUUGAAGAGAAUUUAAUUUUGUCACCUGAAGCAGAACCUUAUGAAUAUUGGAAAGUAGUACCUGUACCAAUUUAUGCUAGAUUUUACUUUUUUAAUGUUACAAAUACCAAAGAUAUAUUAGAAAUAGAUGCAAAACCUCAUGUUGAAGAACUUGGUCCAUAUACAUUUCGGGAGACUCGAGAAAAAGUCAACAUCACUUGGCAUCCUAAUGGAACUGUUUCAUAUCUUCAAAUAAAAAGGUGGUUCUAUGAGCCAAGUCUAACAAAUGGCUCUUUAGAUGAUUUAGUGACAAAUGUCAAUGUUCCUUUAGCGACGGCUGUAAAUCGAGGAAUAAGAUCAGGUGACUCAUUUUUCAUUAGUGGAAUUGACACCAUUCUUGAACAUACUCAAAGCACACUUUUUGUUACAAAAUCAGUCAGAAAUCUUUUGUUUGAUGGCUAUGAAGAAGAAAUUUUUGAGACUGCAAAGGAAAUUGGGAUUGAAGUUCCAUAUGACAAGUUUGGCUGGUUUUACCCAAAAAAUAAUAGUGACGAUGGAGAAUAUACAAUUUUCACUGGAAAAACUGAUGUUGAUAAAUAUGGUUAUGUCGAUCUCUGGAAAGGCAGCAAAAAUCUAUCUGCAAGACAUCCUCCUUGCAACAGGAUACAAGGAACAGCUGGAGACAUGUGGCCACCUUUCAGAGUUGGCAAGCAUGAGAAAUUAAGUCUUUUUGUGGCUGAUAUAUGCAGUACUUUGGAGUUAAGCUAUCUUGAAGAUGUAGAUGUAAAUGAGAUCGAAUCUCAUAGAUAUUGGUUGGAUCAUACUGCAUUAGAUAAUGGAAAGUAUGAAGAGCAACAUGCUUGUUUGUGUACAGAUUCAUGUAUGCCUGCAGGAGCAUUAGAUAUUGAAACUUGCCAAUAUGGUACUCCAGCUGUUGUAUCAUUCCCACAUUUUUUGUAUGCUGAUCAGCAUUAUCUUGAAAAAAUUGAUGGUCUGAAACCAGAUCCUGAAAAGCAUAUGUUCAUUAUUGAUUUAGAACCUAAAUUGGGGAUACCUGUGAAUGUGAAUGCUAGAUUGCAGAUAAAUGUUGCCAUUCCAAAUUGUGAUGAAAUUGAAAAUAUUGAAUUACCUAAAGAAAAAAUAUAUUAUCCUAUUUUUUGGUUUAGCGAGUCAGCAUCAAUUAAUCUUGAAACAGCAGAGAAGCUAAAGUUUGUUACGAAAAUGCUUCCUCAAUAUGUGACGAUUGGAUGUUUUUUGUCUGUAUCAUUUGGAAUAAUUAUUCUUCUUCUUGCAGUACACAGAAGUUUUCAGCGUGGCAGGCGGAAACCAAAGAAGCACCCAGUAUAUACAGUAUACAAGCCAGUUAACCCUCCAUCAACCAGAUGGAAUAUUGAAAUUCAUCCCAACGAGUUUCGCAAAUGAUGGUUGGAAGAUAGAAAAUCAUCCUUUGUACAUUCAAGUGUUGUCAUUUUAAGAAGAUUCAGGUGCUGGAUAGUCCCAUUCUAUGGGUUAAUUUGUUCAUAAAAAAAUGAAUGCUUGAAAGGAUUAGAAACCUAAAGGACUUAGUGUUUUAACAACAGACUUCAUUAGAAGUGCCAUUUCAGUCAUGCUAAAAGAUUAUGUACAUAUGUUUUCUACAAGCUUCUCACUUUUUUGUAAAAUGUGUUUGUUAUUGAAAAAUUUAUAUGUAUAUAAAUGACAUUAUUAUGAAUUUAAAUUUUGAUAUACCAUUGCAGCUCUUUUUGCAAGAGUUUUUAAAACAAAUGAUCUGAUAAAUGUUUUUCUCUUUUAUUGAGAUUACAUUUAUUCCAAUCAACAGUGCUCAAAUACUGCAUGUAUUUUAUAUAUCAACAUAUCAUUUAUUUAUAUGUUUCCUUGCAUUUGUUGAAUUUUCUGCAAGAUAUGUGGCAACUCUAUAAAUGGAAAUUUUUAUUUAAUAACUUAAAACUCAGUCGACUUGGUUUUCUUCCUGAAUUUUAUUAGACUCCUAAAAAAUUUGUCAACUUUCAUUGUUUCACAUUAUUGAAAGUAUAAAUUAUGAAUUCUUUGGUGUUUAAAAGGUAUAUAAAAUGUAUAUUUCUUACAAAAUGUGCAUUUUUAAAAUCAUAAAAUUACUAUAAAGUAGAACUUUUCAACUUUUUUGUUUUGUUUACAGUCCCUUUUAAGUAGCAAAAGUGGUUAUCAAUUUGAAAUUUCUAAUUUGUUCUUGAUUCCAAGUAGAUAAGAAGGAUAACAAUAAAUAUAAAUGAUUUUAUUGUGGAAAAGAAAUUUAAGUGAAUGCUUCCAUUUAUAAAAUCUUGUUGAAAUAUUUUGAUAUCGUUGAUUUUUGUUUUAUAAUGUUAAAAAUUCUAUAUGAAUAUUUUUAUGACCACAAAAUUAAUGCACUAAAUUCUGCUUUGGAUUACAUCCUUCAGUUUAUAAAGCCCUGAUAUAAAAAAUACUAAAAGUAUAGUUUUAAUUUAUCAUACUAUUCAUUGGGGUUUAAACAAUCAUAAUUAUUUUUGCUAAUCAUUCUCCUUUCAUAUUACAUAUAAUUUAUAUCCUUAAAAAUUUUUAGUUCAUAGUUAAAUAUAAAAAGAUUAGAUAUGCACUAAAGUUACUAUAAUGAAUUAUAGUUUGACAAGGGAAGUGCUAAAUAUCUCUUAUUAAAAGCAAAAUUGAAUUACAAAGGCUUUUUUUAUAUGAAUCAGGUUGACUUUGCUGUUUUUAAGAAUGAAUUUUAUAUGUAUUUAAUAAUCUAUAAGAAUUCCAAUUUCUUGCCUCUUAUGAAGUUUGCUAUGGUUUUAUUUGUUUUGAGAGUCAUAAUAUAUUUGAAAUGAUUAUGAUUUGUUACAUUUAUCUGACUAUCUACUAAUGUGAGAAGCCUUUUAUAUUCUGUGAUGGAAAAUAUUCAAUAUUUGUGUUUUGUUUUGCUAAUUGCCAUUCAGAUAUAUUGUUUUGUUACUCUGAUAGAAUGUAUAUUUUAUAUAGCAUUUUAAAGACUUUUAUAGAUCUCUAUAUUAAUUUUGUAAAUGUUUGUUAACUUUAUGUGUGCCUGCGUAGUAAAUGAACCGUCCACCUCUCUUGCAGUUUUUAUUAUUCACAAAAUUUUGCAUCGCAUUGGUUAGAACAUGUAAUAUAUUGAAGCUUUUGCUUUUUAUUGAGGUGCUGUUUUCAUUUUAUUGUGGGAAAUCUGUUUGUUUUUUUAAUCUUAUUAUUAAGAAUUAUUUUUAAAAAAAAUAGUGGCUGGAAUUAUAAUUGAUAUUUAAGAAAUGUUUUUGUCUUGAAAAUGUCUUCACAUUAGAUUGGUUGAAAAAACAUUUCUGAAUUUAUUCCAACUUGUGUUAUAUGUUUUAAGCUAUACUGCAUUUAAAAUGUUAAAAAACAACUUAUAUUAAAUAUUUAGAAUUUUUUGGUAUUUUAAUUUAUAAUUCUAGUCCAGUAAAUAUUGCAAUGCAAGAUUAUAUUUAUUUUAAAAUUUUUAAUUUUAAAUUGUUUUAUAUUAUUGUUUAUGAAUUGAUAAUCCCUCAAAACAUUUUGACAAACAUUAAAAGCUAUUUGAAAGUAAUAAAUUUAUUUUACUCUGUGUUUUUUUGUUUUUUUUUUCCUUUCUUUCUUCCUGUUUCGGAUUCUGACUUCUAAUUUCUAAAUUAUUUGCUGUGACAAAAUGCCAAAAAAAAAAAAAAAUGUUUUUGUAUUAUGUUGUUAUAUGUUCUUUUUCCAUCAUAAGUUAGCUUAAUUACAAUUCAAUAUGUGUCUAGUAUAUUUAAUGUUUAUUUUGUGUUUUUCUUCAUGGUGCUAUGUCUUUGAGUAUUUGUAUCAUUUUACACUUUUUAUGUACAUCAAUUCAUUUUUUCAUUGUGAUUUUUUUAAAUAUAAUUGUUUUAUUUUGAAAUGUACAAAAUGCAUAGAUAAAGUUUAGAAUUGUUCAUGCUAAAGAAAAAAAAAAAAAAAAUUCUUUAGCAUGUUAGCCAACGUGUCAUUUCAUGGCUAUUAACUAUAUAAUGAAUUUUAGAAUUUAUUUUGAUUGUAUAUAAAUGUGUUGACAUUUCGAUGGAAAGAAAAUUUUAUAUAAAAAAUCAUUAAUAAAAUGAAAUCAUUAGUAAACAGCAGUAAAGUUAAAAUGUGUCAUAAAUCAUUAAAAAAAUAAUAGUUUUUAAUUUAAGCUUUUAAAAGCCAUACCUAUUUUUUGAAAUUAAUGUAUGGUAUGAAUAAAUAUCAUAAAACUUGAUUAUCUUAAAUUUCAAGAUUGAAUUUUUCUGGUUUUUUUUAAUUUUUAAUAUAUUUGAUCAUAAUUAUUUUUUUGUCUCCUAAUUUUAUAUAAGGCAUUCAUUAAAACCUGUUGAUAGGCAUUCAUUUGCAAUUGAAAAAAUGCUCUAAAUAACAGAAAGUUUUAUUAAUUUGAAUAUAAAAUGUAAAUGUCGUAUUUAAAAAAAAUUCAAAGGCUGAAUUUGUAUUCAAUCCCCUUACCCUAUUGGUUUAUAUUUAGUAAAUCAUUCUUGAUGCACUAAAAUUUUAAACAAGUUGCCAUAUUUGUAAAUAAAAAUUGCAAAUUUUGAACUCUGAAUUUCAUUAUAUUUUAAGCUAGUCAUCAGUCAUCUCAAGGAAAUUCCAUGCAUUACUUAGCAAGCUCCUGCAAGAAGCCAUUGAUGUUAUCUGAAGAAGCAACAAACGAUGCACUCAUAACUUUGACAGUUUAUCACAGAACUAUUUUUGUUUAAAAUAUUAAUGUGUCAAGAAUAUUUUCUUAAAUAUGACUUAAUAAGGGCAGUAUAAAAAUUCAGACUUUGUUAAUUUAUUUCAGCAGUACAAUAAUUGACACAAAUAAUUUUAAAAUAUAAUUCUUUGUAGUUUAGAGUAUUUCUUCAGUUAGAAAUAUAUGCCCAACUCUAUAGUUUAGAAACAAGUUUUUGAAAUACAAUUAAGAGUGGGCACUCUGCACAUCAUCAGUUAUGUAACUAAUAUAAUUUGCUUAGUAAAUCUUUACAUUUCAUCUAUAAACCUUAUUAAAAGUUGGGCAGUAUAAAUGCAAUUGAAAUUAUAGUGUCAUAUUGACAUCAUGUAUUUAACUCUACAGUUUGAUGAAAAUGUUAUAAAAAUAAAUAACUAUAUCUUACUUUGCUGUUUGUAAUUCUUUUUUUUUUGUAUAAAUUUUUAACAGAAUAAAAAUUCCUGCUCCAAUUAUUUAUCAAAAAACUGUCAUGUGUGUUUCAGAUUAUGUAUAAUAUUUUGAUUGAAAAUAGAAAUAUUUUUAAGCCGUUCAUAACAGUUCCUCAUUUUCCAGUCUUUUUUUACUGUCCAUUUGUUAUUUUGUGAUAAAAAAAAUAAUCAUUAAUAAAUGAUACUUUUAUGUACAUUUUCAUUUU
Argiope bruennichi is the source of this 5759-nucleotide messenger RNA. RefSeq names its product protein croquemort-like. Lineage: Eukaryota; Metazoa; Arthropoda; Arachnida; Araneae; Araneidae. Gene Ontology annotation, cellular component: cytoplasm; membrane. The transcript is spliced from 13 exons. The coding region runs from base 325 to 1836 and encodes 503 amino acids. The record is from RefSeq and is a predicted model, not a curated record. Gene Ontology annotation, molecular function: scavenger receptor activity.